AUGAAGCCUGUCGUGAACAUGAUGGGAGCUAUGCUCCUCACCUUGGCUCUCCCUGUCCUGGGCCAGCAGUCCCUCUAUGGCCAAUGCGGUGGCAUUGGCUGGAAUGGCCCUACGCAGUGUGCAGCCGGUGCAUGCUGCAGCUAUCAAAAUCCUUAUUACUCCCAGUGUUUGCCAGGGAACUGCACGCCGAGUACGACCACGACUCUGGUGACUACCACGACUACGUCCACUACAACCAGUUCCUCGGCUGCCUCGACAGGCCUCUCCCAGGGAUGCGGCAAGUCUCCGACGCUGAGCAGCGGAACGUACACCACCACCGUGAACGGCGUCCAGCGCCAGUACAUCCUGACACUUCCGCCCAACUAUGACCGCAACCGACCCUAUAAGCUCAUCUUCGGUUACCACUGGCUGAGCGGGACGAUGCAGGAUGUCGUAGGAGGAUCGUACUACGGGGUGCAGCCGCUAGCCAACGGCGCCGCCAUUUUUGUGGCCCCUCAGGGGCUGAACAAUGGCUGGGCCAAUAGCGGCGGGGCCGAUAUCACCUUCACCGACCAGAUGCUGGCAACUCUCAAGACGAAUCUUUGCAUCGAUGAAAAUCAGAUCUACUCGAUGGGAUGGAGCUACGGCGGGUCUAUGUCUUACGCGCUUGCCUGUGCUCGUCCAGACGUCUUCCGCGGGGUUGCCGUCAUGUCCGGAGCAAACCUCAGUGGGUGCAGCCCUGGUACACAGCCAGUGGCAUACUAUGCCCAGCAUGGGGUCUCGGACUCGGUUCUUCCCAUCGCCCUUGGCCGCCAGAUUCGAGACACCUUUGUGACUGAUAAUCACUGCAACCCGCAGAACCCCCCGGAGCCCGCAGCGGGAAGUGGAACCCAUAUCAAAACUGUGUAUUCUGGGUGCUCGGCCGGCCAUCCGGUCUGGUGGAUUGCCUUUGACGGUCCGCAUGAACCCUUGGCGACUGAUGCCGGGGCAAGCGCUUCGUGGACUCCGGGCCAAAUUUGGAGCUUCAUUUCGCAGUUUAACUAG
Molecule: messenger RNA, 1023 nt
Organism: Aspergillus pseudoviridinutans
Lineage: Eukaryota; Fungi; Ascomycota; Eurotiomycetes; Eurotiales; Aspergillaceae
Exons: 2
Coding region: 1-1023 (340 amino acids)
Biological process (GO): carbohydrate metabolic process; proteolysis
Cellular component (GO): extracellular region
Molecular function (GO): serine-type peptidase activity; feruloyl esterase activity; cellulose binding
Source: RefSeq, a predicted model, not a curated record